AAUGAAUGUCGAAGCACAUGGCCUCAUGUAAAUAUAACCUCAAAAAACCUGGGACGACCUGGAAGUGCCGUCUAAUAAUUGAAUCCAUCGAAACAAAUCUUCUAAAAAAUUUGACAACAAUCGCAAGAUUAGAUUGCAAUCUUCAACGACGAAGAUGCUACGAAGGCAGGCUCGAUUGCGUAGAGAGUACCUCUACAGAAAAUCCGUGCAAGAUAAGGUGAAGGGUAUCCAGGAGAAGAAGGACAAGCUGAAGCGUAGCCUGGAGGAGAAUAUUCCGAUUCAUCCGGAUCUGAGGAAGAACGCGCUGCACGUCCAGAGGAAGAUCGAGUGGGAGGAUGCUGGGCCGCAGAUGGCAGUGGCCAUGGGCACCGAAAUGGGCGGCUCCGUGGCCAACCACGAGGACGAUGAGUACCGCUGGGCCGGCGUGGAAGACCCGAAGAUCGUCAUCACGACGUCCCGUGAUCCCAGCUCCCGGCUCAAGAUGUUCGCCAAAGAGCUGCGUCUGAUAUUUCCCAACUCGCAGCGUAUGAAUCGUGGUAAUUAUGAGAUGAAGCAGCUGGUUCACGCCUGUCGCGCCAACGACGUCACGGACUUCAUCAUCGUACACGAGCACCGAGGCGUUCCCGACACCCUCGUGGUAUGUCAUCUGCCGUAUGGGCCAACAGCCUACUUUACACUGUCCGGUGUCAUAAUGCGACACGAUAUACCUGACAUUGGCACCAUGUCAGAGCAGUAUCCACAUCUAAUAUUCCACAAUUUCAAGACGAAACUAGGAGCACGAGUGAUGAACAUUCUGAAGUAUUUGUUCCCUGUGCCGAAAGAAGAUAGUAAAAGAGUCAUUAGUUUUGCUAAUCAUGAUGAUUAUAUAUGUUUCCGACAUCAUACAUAUAAGAAGGUCCAUAGGAAGGAUAUCGAGAUGACAGAAGUUGGACCACGUUUCCAGAUGAAGCUGUAUGAGAUUAAACUAGGAACUCUGGACACUGAAUCAACGGCUGACACGGAAUGGGCCUUGAGGCCUUAUAUGAAUACAAGUCAUAAAAGGAGAUUUUUGUCCAACGAAGAUGGCUGGCAGCAAGAAGAUAGCAUAUAAUUUAAUUGUAUUAAUAUAAAUUAU
Camponotus floridanus (Florida carpenter ant) is the source of this 1114-nucleotide messenger RNA. Its product is annotated as U3 small nucleolar ribonucleoprotein protein IMP4. Gene Ontology annotation, molecular function: snoRNA binding; rRNA primary transcript binding. Gene Ontology annotation, biological process: rRNA processing. Lineage: Eukaryota; Metazoa; Arthropoda; Insecta; Hymenoptera; Formicidae. The coding region runs from base 155 to 1090 and encodes 311 amino acids. The transcript has a single exon. Gene Ontology annotation, cellular component: Mpp10 complex; nucleolus; small-subunit processome. The record is from RefSeq and is a predicted model, not a curated record.